This is a messenger RNA of Balearica regulorum gibbericeps (East African grey crowned-crane), 2262 nucleotides long. The record is from RefSeq and is a predicted model, not a curated record. Lineage: Eukaryota; Metazoa; Chordata; Aves; Gruiformes; Gruidae.
AGAGGUGGACAACUGAUGGAACAUUCCUCUAGGAAGAUUCAAACUGUUCUUACAAAGUAGUUUGCUCAGAUUAGACUGAGAUCCGUACAAAAAAAAAACCCUCAACCAACAGUGACUGGGAACACUUGAGAACUCCUGAAUGAUUGAUUGAGGCCUUGGAAGGAAAACAUUAAGACUUUACAUUUCACAGUUCUGUUAAGCAACUAUGGAAAUAGAAAAGGAGCACAUUUAUAUUACCCCAACAGAACUUGAGAAUCUAAGUGAUGCUCCAUUUUCCGGUGAUGAAGAAAAUGGUGGCUCUGGGGAACGGAAGACUGAAAUCAAUGGAAAUUGGAUUCCUGCAACUUCAAUUACUGAAGCCAAAAUAAAUGCUAAAGCAAAGAGACGGUUGAGGAAAAAUUCUUCUAGAGAUUCUGGGAGAGGAGACUCUGUCAGCGACAAUGGAGAUACACUGAAGAUUGGGGUUGUACCGACGAGCCCAAAGGGGAAACUCCUGGACAGGCGAUCCCGGUCUGGAAAGGGAAGAGGUCUACCAAAGAAAGGUGGAGCAGGUGGUAAAGGAGUUUGGGGAACACCAGGUCAAGUGUAUGAUGUGGAAGAAGUAGAUAUUAAGGAUCCUAAUUAUGAUGAUGACCAGGAGAACUGUGUCUAUGAAACAGUAGUUUUACCUCUGGAUGAAAGAGCAUUUGAAAAAACUUUAACACCAAUCAUACAGGAGUAUUUUGAACAUGGAGAUACUAAUGAAGUUUCGGAGAUGCUGAAGGAUUUAAACCUUGGUGAAAUGAAAUACAGUGUGCCAGUGCUGGCUGUUUCCUUGGCAUUAGAGGGGAAGGCUAGCCACAGGGAAAUGACAUCUAAGCUUAUCUCUGACCUUUGUGGGACAGUAGUAAGCAAAAAUGAUGUGGAAAAAUCCUUUGAUAGACUGCUUAAAGAACUACCUGAAUUGGUGUUGGAUUCUCCCAGGGCACCACAGCUGGUGGGCCAGUUUAUUGCUAGAGCUGUUGGAGAUGGGGUUCUAAGCAAUACCUACAUAGAUGGCUACAAAGGCACUGUGGAUUGUAUCCAAGCUCGAGCUGCACUGGACCGAGCUACUGUGUUGCUGAGUAUGACAAAGGGUGGAAAGCGUAUAGACAACGUGUGGGGGUCAGGAGGUGGCCAGCAGUCUGUGAAACACCUUGUUAAAGAGAUUGAUAUGUUGCUGAAAGAGUAUUUACUUUCUGGAGAUGUACUGGAAGUUGAACGUAGCCUUCAGGAACUGGAAGUACCCCAUUUUCACCAUGAACUUGUGUAUGAAGCUAUUGUGAUGGUUUUGGAGUCAACUGGAGAAAAGACCUUUAAAAUGAUACUGGAUCUGUUGAAAUCUCUGUGGAGGUCUUCUGUCAUUACUGUGGACCAAAUGAAAAGAGGCUAUGAACGAGUUUACCGUGAAAUCCCAGAUAUUAACCUGGACGUGCCACACUCCUAUUCUGUGCUUGAGCGGUUUGUAGAGGAAUGCUUUCAGGCUGGAAUUAUCUCCAAACCACUGAGAGACCUCUGUCCUUCAAGGGGCAGAAAGCGUUUUGUGAGCGAAGGAGAUGGAGGUCGUCUUAAGCUAGAAAGCUACUGAAUGUGAGAGCCAACUCCUGAAGCCUUAGAAGUUUAAAGGGAAAAUAGAGAUCUAUAUAUAUACAAACACGCAUGCUUUUUUGGUGUGUGUAUGUAUAUAUGUAUACACAUAUACCAAAAUUUUAAGAGUUGCUUAGCACAGUUCAUAUUUUUUUAAAAGCACAUGUUUUGGGUACAAAUCGUUUUUUUUAAAUAGUUUUAUAAAUUUCAGAAAGAAAACUUCUUUCUUUGGGCAUAUAGUAGAACAAGUGGCCACUCUGCUGUGGUGGUGCCUUCAAAUAAGCUAUCUUAAGUGCCAUAUGUUUAUGACCUAAUCAUUCCAUGUUUGCAUUGAUGUCUGACUGCCGCUCGCUCUUUCAAGGACAGUGUUGUCAUCAUAAAAUCACUGGUUUAUACAAAGCUUUAUAGAAGGGUCAAGUUAAGCUGCUAUGAUCCUAUUUUCAUUGCUGCUGAAGAAAUACUGUGCUUUGGGAGGAAAAACAGCUGUUUCUUUGUUUUAAAGAGCCCAAGAAAAUGGAGUUGGGUCAUAAGAUUAAUUCAUCUGUUUCGGGGAGAACACUGGUUGGUUUUAGCCCCAUGUACCAAACUUGUCUUUUUUUUUUUUUUUUUUCUAUGUAACUGGAAAAGUUCUGGUAAACCAUAUUAAAAAUAUUUUUU